GCACGGCGGCACUUUCAAAAAGGCGGAGAUCCAUCGUCACUCGUCAGCAGUCAGCAGCGCACUUAUCUUGAAAUUUAAUCUCCGUGUUUGCUUUAAAAUGCGCCUGUUUGCGCCGCGUACGCGCUGACGUGUUGUCCGGACGAGUGCAGGACGAUGCGCCAUCCCGUCAACGGUGCUGGACGAACGCAGGCGGCGCUGCUGAGAAGAAAAUGCUGCUCGAGUGACUGAACGCGGUGCAAAGCUGGCGGACGCGAUGGACGACGCCCUGAGCGAGGAACUCGGCGCCGCCGACGAGUACACGCUGACCACCUUCCUCUCGUGGGCCUCCUCCCUGGCCAUGAUCUUCGGUGGCGUCGUCCCUUACAUUCCACAGUACGCGGAGAUCAGGCGGUCCGAAAACGCCGAGGGCUUUUCCUUGUACGUUUGUUUUGCCCUGCUCAUCGCCAAUACUCUCAGGAUUCUGUUCUGGUUCGGCAGAGGAUUUGAGCUUCCCCUGCUCAUCCAGAGCGUAAUCAUGAAUUUUGCCAUGCUGGCGAUGAUCAAGCUGUGCGUGGAUGUGAAAAACAAAACAAUCGUCAAAUUGUCCAAAGACAGACAUUUUACAGGCGGAGCUUCUAAUUUGGUGCACCACACUUUGCGUGACUUUGACCUCGACUUCUUCUGGCAAUGGACGGACUUCCAGUCAUACGUGGAGUGCAUGCUCUUCGUCACUGCAAUAGGCAGUGCGGCCCUUUACGUCUUUUCUCCGUCUUACUGGUUCGUCGAGGGACUGGGGCUUUUCGCAGUCCUUUCCGAAUCGCUGCUCGGCGUGCCUCAGCUGCUGAGAAACUUUAAGCAAAAGUCCACAGAAGGAAUGAGUGUGAAUAUGGUCCUGAUGUGGACAAGUGGUGAUACCUUUAAGACUUGUUACUUCAUAGUAAAGAAAGUACCAAAGCAAUUCCCUGCCGGCGCAAUUAUGCAGGUCAUCGUUGACAUUCUCAUCAUGAUGCAAGUGUACGUGUACCGAGGGAAGGCACGACAUGCUGUGCGCCAAGAAUGAGCUGAAUCAAAUAACUUUUGAGUGGUUACUAUGGCCUCGCAAGCGUUUUGAAUUCACUGUUUUUUGUAAAAAUAACUUAAAUAGUUUUUGAAGACACUGUUUUGAUUUGCAUAAGUAAAUAAUACAUUUUGUAUAAAUGUUGAAAUAAGGAAUUUUGAAAAUUGAAGAUUUAACUGUCAUUUAUAAUAAAUUUUCCUAAAACACAA
Cloeon dipterum is the source of this 1245-nucleotide messenger RNA. Its product is annotated as solute carrier family 66 member 2. Gene Ontology annotation, biological process: retrograde transport, endosome to Golgi; phospholipid translocation. The coding region runs from base 254 to 1039 and encodes 261 amino acids. The record is from RefSeq and is a predicted model, not a curated record. Gene Ontology annotation, cellular component: endosome; trans-Golgi network. The transcript has 6 exons. Lineage: Eukaryota; Metazoa; Arthropoda; Insecta; Ephemeroptera; Baetidae.